GUCCACUGCGGUGCCCAUCUCUUGUCGCAGUAUACAACGCGGGAUGAGCGACGGCGUCAAGGGAAUGCCUCCAAACACCCCGCCCGCCAAGAACGAUGCCGACGAGAUGGAAGAGGGCGAAGCGCCGUCUCCGCUGAAAGCGAAUAUCCACUCGGAUCGCCGGGAAUCGUUCACGCACAUGAAAACGUAUGCCAACAUCACAUCGGAUAGGCCCGUCAUGCCGAUGCUCAAAGCACUCAAGGAAGCCCCCAACUUCCGCCACUCGUCCUUCUUUGAGACGUCCACCGUCAGCAAAAACCACGACGAAGCUGGCCACAAGCGAUUGAAUCAAUACAUCCUGUACAACGUGAUCGGCCAAGGCGCGUACGGCAAAGUACGCAAAGCAUACUGGCCCGAGCGAGACAAGUAUUACGCCAUCAAGAUCAUUAACAAAAAGCACGUGCGGCGGUUGUCUCGGUCGACGAGGGGGCCUGGGGGCGACGGGCUCGAGGGAAUUCGCAAAGAGUUUGCCAUUUGGAAACAGCUCAUCCACCCCAACAUCGUCAAACUGAAGGAAGUGAUCGACGCCCCUCAAAGCGAAAAGAUGUACAUGGUCAGCGAGUUGAUUGAAGGGGGCUGCGUCGUCGAUGGCGAGACAACGUGCACGCCGCUCGUGGAGACGCAAGCAAAUCGAUUCUUUUGCCAGCUCAUCGAAGGCAUUGACUUUUUGCAUUUUCACAAAAUCAUCCACCGCGACAUCAAGCCAAGCAACUUACUGGUGGGAAGCGACGGCGUGCUCAAGAUCACCGACUUUGGCAUGUCCCAAGUGUUUGAGAACGAAAACGACGACUUUCGACAGACGGUCGGGACCGGGCCAUUCCUCGCACCGGAAAUGCUGACCGGGGGCAAGUUCAAAGGCAAGCCGGUCGACAUUUGGGCGUGUGGGGUGACGCUGUACAUGUUUGUUUACGGGCGCCUUCCCUUUCAAGCGGAUCGCAUCCCCGAGCUAUACGACAAGAUCAAGAAUCAACCGGUGGAAUACCCCGCCCACGUCGGCGACCGCCCCAUCCAUCCCGACUUGAUCGACUUAUUACAAGGCAUUUUGAACCGCGACCCCGACGCAAGGCUCACCACUGCUGGCAUUCGAGCACACAAAUGGACCAAGUCCAUGUUUAGUCGGGUCUCGAGCUUGGUCAUGCUCGAGCCGAUUUCGCUGACCCCCGAGCACGUCAUCUCGGCGAUCUCGCCUAUCCAUCUCUACGAGAAAUUGCAUUCCAAGAUCAAGGCGCUCGUCUUGGUCAACAAACUCGGCCACGCCAUUCAAAAGAACGAUCGAAUCUCGCUCCCGACCCUGACGUCGCCCGAAAAAGCGUUGUUGGAAAAUCCCGACAAACCUAACGACGCACCCCCUCGGCCCCAUGUCAAAGCCACCAUCAUCAGUGGUGGCAUCAACCAUCAAGAAUCUCCCAUCGCACCGACAUCGGCGGCAUCCCAGACUCCAUCCCCACGCACCACGUUCGUCCGAGCUACCCCAGGGACUCCCCCAGAGAAUUCCAAACACGCUGUCGCGAAGAAGGCGGUGGUGUUGGAAGCUAACGACGGUUCAUCCACCACCAACCAAGCAUCCGCGUCGGCCCCCUUGCCUUCGUCCCGUAGCGUUGCCAAGGUACCGACAACGAUCCACGUGGCGUCGCUUCAGCCAGUGGGAUAAUUCGAAUGCAUCCAAACGAUUCCAC
Molecule: messenger RNA, 1715 nt
Organism: Aphanomyces invadans
Lineage: Eukaryota; Oomycota; Saprolegniomycetes; Saprolegniales; Verrucalvaceae
Product: CAMKK/CAMKK-META protein kinase
Exons: 12
Coding region: 44-1690 (548 amino acids)
Biological process (GO): intracellular signal transduction; protein phosphorylation
Cellular component (GO): cytoplasm
Molecular function (GO): ATP binding; protein serine/threonine kinase activity
Source: RefSeq, a predicted model, not a curated record